AUGGGUUUUGAUCCUUUUGGCAAAAAUGUCAUCGGGAUUUUGAGAGAGAUUGCAUUGAAUCUGUCCAUCACAUUGGUGCUGACAUUCAGCGAUGUGGCCAUCAAACUCUCUCAGGAGGAGUGGGGAUGCCUGAACAUACAUACUCAGAGGCAAUUGUACAGGGAUGUGAUGUUAGAGAACUACGGACACCUCCUCUUCCUAGAUUUCGUUGUGUGGAAGCCAAACCUGGUCCUCUUUUUGGAGCAAGAGAAGGAGCUCUGGGAUAUGAAGAGAAAGAAGAGAGUAGCCUUCCACCCAGGUAGGUGAGACUGAAUGAAGCAGAUGACAGAGGUGAGGUCCAAAUGUGAAGCA
Neomonachus schauinslandi (Hawaiian monk seal) is the source of this 351-nucleotide messenger RNA. Its product is annotated as putative zinc finger protein 727. NCBI's taxonomy places the organism in Eukaryota, Metazoa, Chordata, Mammalia, Carnivora, Phocidae. Gene Ontology annotation, biological process: regulation of DNA-templated transcription. The record is from RefSeq and is a predicted model, not a curated record.